This is a messenger RNA of Myzus persicae (green peach aphid), 918 nucleotides long. Its product is annotated as chromobox protein homolog 1-like. The record is from RefSeq and is a predicted model, not a curated record. The transcript is spliced from 2 exons. NCBI's taxonomy places the organism in Eukaryota, Metazoa, Arthropoda, Insecta, Hemiptera, Aphididae. Bases 301 to 876 code for a protein of 191 amino acids. Gene Ontology annotation, cellular component: nucleus.
GCCAGGCAUUUAUUUCACGCGCAGGCACUCGGCGUUCGUUGUUGACCCUCUCUCGUUCAUAUCGUCCUGCUCCGCACUACGUCGUCACUCAUCGUACACCGGACGAUACUAACAGUUCACGAUUACUAUUUAAAAUUACAACAAUAUUGUACAUAAUAAUUAUUGUUCACUGCUCAGUGCUCAUUAGGACGACUGUCUUGUUUUGAACAGCAUCGCCGCGCCGUCCACUUCUCUCUCGAAAAAUAACGUGGGAAACAAGUGGGCAUCACUAUUACAAAGACCGUCUACGAACACGCCGCCAUGUCGGAUGAUCAGGAAAUUGCUAUCCCGGUGAACCGUCCCGACAACUACUCUGCAGAACAGCCGCCAAAAGACAAUGCCGCAGCCGCCGCAUGCCCAGUACAGCCACCAAAGGACGACGCCAGACCCUCAUCUUCGCCAGAGGAAGACGCUAGCCCCGUACAUUCGCCGAUGGACGACAUUGCCCCCCCAGCCUGCCUAUCACCGUUGCCUUCGGACGAAACCGCCCCAUUGGUGCCAAAGAUCGAGCCGGAAUCUUCUGAGGCCAACAGUCCUGAAAACGCCGAAGGAGUUGAAGUCAAACAUGAAAUUAAACAUGAAACUAUUGAUUUGGGCAACGAGCCUCAUUAUUAUGACGAGGAUGAUGAAGCAGUUGGUUUUGCUCGUGGACUUGAACCAGAUCGUAUUGUUGGAGCAACUAAAGUAAAUGAAAAACUGAUGUUUUUGGUGGCAUGGAAAAAUGCACGAAUUGCAGAUCUGCUUGAAGCAACUGAAGUCUACAAUAGAUGUCCUCAAAUAGCAAUUAAGUUUCUUGAAUCUCAACUCAAAUUUGUUUCUAAUGAUCAAAGUAAUUAAUUUCUCAUUCCUAUGCAUAAAAAAAUAUCAUUAAUUAAUCAA